Molecule: messenger RNA, 1143 nt
Organism: Kluyveromyces lactis
Lineage: Eukaryota; Fungi; Ascomycota; Saccharomycetes; Saccharomycetales; Saccharomycetaceae
Product: putative cystathionine beta-lyase
Exons: 1
Coding region: 1-1143 (380 amino acids)
Biological process (GO): transsulfuration
Cellular component (GO): cytoplasm
Molecular function (GO): pyridoxal phosphate binding; carbon-sulfur lyase activity
Source: RefSeq, a predicted model, not a curated record
AUGUCGUUAUCAACAGAGUUAGUCCACGCAGAUGACAAGCACAACAGAGUCACUGACAUAGUUUCUCCAAUCAAUGUCGCUACCACGUUCAGGUACGAAGAAGUUGAUUUGAUUCCAUGGAAUGAGCGAGAAGAUUUCAGUGUCUUGGAAAAGAAGCCUAUAUAUUCCAGAUUGGCUCAUCCAAACUCCCUUAGGGUGGAAUCUGUCCUUUCGAAGGUUUUGGAAGGUGAAGCCGUGGUGUAUGCCAACGGUUUGGCUGCAUACUUUGCUAUGCUAACGUAUUAUAACCCAAAGAGACUUUUUAUCGGUGAAGGGUAUCAUGGGUGCCGUAGUAUUGCUGAUAUUCACACUAGGAAUUGGAAUUUGGAGCAACACAAGUUGGAAAUUGAUGAAAUUUUGCAACAUGCGGGUAAAGGCGAUGUGGUUCACAUAGAGACUCCAGUUAACCCGUACGGGACCUCAUUCGAUAUCAAAGCUUUCGCUGAUGCUACACAUAGUAAAGGUGCCAUCUUGGUGAUUGAUUCCACUUUUGCACCACCUCCGUUGCAAAAUCCUUGGGAUUUCGGAGUUGAUGUAAUUCUACAUUCUGCGACUAAAUACUUCGGUGGUCACUCUGAUCUUUUAGCCGGUGUUCUCGCCGUCAAGGAUAAAGAAGUUGCUUCAAAAUUGAGAACUGAUAGAAUCUAUUUGGGUACAAAUAUUGCUAAUUUGGAGGCCUUCCUGUUAUUGAGAUCUUUGAGAACAUUUGAAAUGAGAAUCCAAACUCAAUCCGAAAAUGCUACCAAGCUUGUAUCCUACUUGAUUGAGCAUAAAUCUGAUUUCGAAGGUGUGUUAGAAGGUGUAUUCCACUCCUCGUUACAGACUGAACCUUUCGUUAAGGAACAAUUAAAGGGUGGUUACGGACCAGUGUUCGCAGUCACUUUAAAUUCAAAGGAACAAUGUAGGAAAUUCCCUCAAUUAUUGACGUGCUUCCAGCAUGCUACCUCCUUAGGUGGUGUUGAAUCUCUCGUUGAAUGGAGAGCCUUGACAGAUCCCUACAUCAUCCCCACCUUGAUCAGAGUUUCUGUUGGUGUGGAAAAUGUUGAUGAUUUGAUUAAGGAUUUCGCUAACGCUUUGAAGACUUUGCAAGGAGCAAAGAAUUGA